This is a messenger RNA of Carassius auratus (goldfish), 2891 nucleotides long. It is a transcript of the gene omg, whose product is annotated as oligodendrocyte myelin glycoprotein. The coding region runs from base 1581 to 2774 and encodes 397 amino acids. The transcript has 2 exons. Gene Ontology annotation, molecular function: protein binding. Gene Ontology annotation, biological process: neuron projection regeneration. The record is from RefSeq and is a predicted model, not a curated record. NCBI's taxonomy places the organism in Eukaryota, Metazoa, Chordata, Actinopteri, Cypriniformes, Cyprinidae.
AAAAAAAAAGCGAUUCAAGAACCUUUAACUGAACCGAAUAUCAAGAAAAUAAUUUGGUUUCCAACACUAACACUCUGCACCUAGGGAUCAGCAGACCUGAAGACCUACUACUGAGAAAGGUAUGAAGUUAGUACAAGUAGUAUGCUGUGUCUUCAGCAAAGUGAUAAAUGCAGGGCCUGUGCACCACCUGCAGCAGAAGUGAGAGAGGAAACGCCAUAGCUAGUCAAAUUGGGGAAACAGACCACAAGGCUAUUUUCUGCCUACGGAUUUAUUUUCAAGAAAAGUCGCUUCAUCUUUUGGAAUUCAGCCAGAGUUCAGUGGUAACUUGAACAAUUACUUUUAAACUACUAGUUUGUGGGAUACAAACAACAACAAUUAUUAUUAUUAUACAAUUGAGAGACCACACAACGGUAAAGCUAUAGUACUUUUUUGUUAGGGUUAUGAUAAAGUUUUAAUUUCCUGACAGCAUUCAGUUCUUUUUGGUACUAUUUGCUGCUGCAGGUUUUCUGAUUCAAUAACUCAAACCCUCCAAACUUCACUGUGCUGCUAUGCAGGUGUCCACGCAUUUGAUUGGUGUUGCUAUACUGAUUUGUUCCAGGGCUACAUUCACACCUCAUUGGUGCUCAUAUGAUGUGCAACCGCACUUUAAGAACACUAAAAACUUGAAACAUUAAUACAUCCUGCCAAACAGAGUAGAGUUCAUACAAUAUACUCUAACUCAACAAGAUAAAUGAAAUGAAUCCUCAAGAAUGAAAUUAAAGAGUGCAUCAACAAAAACAGCUGUCCCUUAAAUGAGGACAUGGCCGUAGAGGCACACUAAACCACGUCACCCAGUCUUCUGAAUUUAGCUGCGUCACACACAGAUUAACUCAUUUCCUAACGGAGCCUGGGUUCAUUUAAUCAAAGCAUCAGGCUGUGUGAGUAAUGCGAUUUCUAAAUAUGGCAUGUACACAGACCAUGACAUGUUACAGGAGGAAAAAAGUGUGAGAGAGAUCGAGAGAGAAAAAUCAGGGAGAUGAUUUGGUGGUGUGUGCAGAUCUGUAAUAUAAAACACUGAAGUCAGCAUCCCCCCCACCACACACACACAUCAUCAGCAGCAGUAUGGGUCGACACUGUGCUGCAUUUUGCCACCUCCCCCUCCCCACCAUUCGAUGAUCCUUCAUCUCCCUCCCUUGGUCCCUCCUUUCUCUCUCUCUCUCUCGCUCUCUCUCUCUACCUCUCUACCUCCUCUCACGGACAUCACUGAAGCAAGUGGGCAGCCAGCAGCAGUGGAGGCUAACCAGGGGUGCAACCACUCUGCAUGACCAUGCCUGGAUGAACGGAAAUGCAGGGGAAUGGCUAAGAGAGACUCUAAACCAAAGUAACUCUCGGCUGCCUAUGAUAGGAAAAGGUGGGGUUGGGUAGAUGAAAGGGAACAAGAGCGAAAGCGGACAGGAGCAUGAGACAGUGAAGACGAAACGUGGACCCUGACUAGGAAAACAUAUAAGACAGCAAGCAAUCAAAAUCACCUUCUGCUGCUCUAGGUAAAAGGGGGAACAGGAAAGAGAGGUCAGAACGGACAACGACAUGUUCACAAAGUAAUGGAAGGGAUCAGGACAGCCCGCACCACACCUGCCUCCAUGCCGACUAAUCUGUUGCUCCUUCUUCUGUUUGGGGUGCGUGUGCUGACCAUUUGCCCUCCAAUGUGCACCUGUAGCAGAGGCCAUAGAGCUGUGGACUGCUCUGCACGAGGGUUGGCUAUACUUCCUGACAGCCUGCAGCACAACAUUCAUUUCCUCAACUUGUCACAUAACCGACUCCAAGAUCUCGAUGGACUUCUCAACCAUUUUGACCACUUAAGAACUCUGGACAUCUCGUAUAACCAUCUGCACCACCUUCCUGUUGGUCUGCCAAGAGCGCUUUGGGAUGUACGUGCCUCUGGAAACUACAUCCGUCAACUGGAGAAGAACGAUACGGCCUACCACUGGAACCUUCAGAAUUUGGACUUGUCACACAACUUGCUGGAACGAGUGGUCUUAAUUAACAACACAUUGUCCAAUCUCCAAUCUCUCAACCUUAGUCAUAACAAAUUCUGGACUGUCCCGACAAACAUGCCCUACAAUCUGGAGAUGGUGGACCUCUCUCACAACUACUUGCUGCAGAUCUUGCCUGGUUCACUGGAUCGCCUUCCCAAACUUUCGAGAUUCUACCUGCAUGCUAAUCGUUUUACCUCAUUGAGUAAUGGUGUUUUCAGUCGAUUGGAUGGACUGCAGCUCCUCACACUUGGAGACAACCCUUGGGCUUGUGAGGAUGAGGAAAAUACAAACCAUCUGCUGACCUGGAUGCAACAGACCCCUGCAAAGAUCUUGGGCUGUCCCUGCUAUACAAGGCCUACAUGUGGAGAAGCCCACCUGGCCAACAGGAGAACCUGGCACUCAGCUGCAUUCACAGAGCCGCCUCUGGGUGCCGGCGCUCGUCAUCCUGGCCACCGAGCACCCAUGCAGGUAGUUACAUCUGGGUACCUGUCCAAGUCAGCCCAGUUGAAUGUGGGUCAAUAUCCAAGCGCUGUUAAUUCCUCUGGGCCAGGCGAGCAGGUUCUGAUUGUGGGUGGGGGAUUUCUCACAUCAACUCCACAUAGCCUGUCCACACACUCAAGCACAACAAUCCGAACGCGUAGCACCAAGAAGGUUCUUCCAAGCAGAGCUCGCAGCACAAGCCGUCAAAUCCACAUAUGCAGCUUUGAAAUCACCAUUUGGAGCCUUUUAUUAACAGUUGUCAUCCACUGUGCUUGCUGAUUCUGCAUAACAAUCUCUUGAACUAGACUUGCUGACAUGAGUCUGGAAGAGAAAAAAAAAAUCCACAAAGAAUGCAAAACUAGAGACUUACCUCUUAGUUUUCCAUUUUCACAUUGU